Messenger RNA from Dunckerocampus dactyliophorus (ringed pipefish), 4960 nucleotides. It is a transcript of the gene pik3cd, whose product is annotated as phosphatidylinositol-4,5-bisphosphate 3-kinase, catalytic subunit delta. Gene Ontology annotation, cellular component: cytoplasm; phosphatidylinositol 3-kinase complex; plasma membrane. The record is from RefSeq and is a predicted model, not a curated record. NCBI's taxonomy places the organism in Eukaryota, Metazoa, Chordata, Actinopteri, Syngnathiformes, Syngnathidae. The coding region runs from base 393 to 3506 and encodes 1037 amino acids. Gene Ontology annotation, biological process: phosphatidylinositol-mediated signaling; phosphatidylinositol-3-phosphate biosynthetic process; cell migration. The transcript is spliced from 23 exons. Gene Ontology annotation, molecular function: 1-phosphatidylinositol-4-phosphate 3-kinase activity; 1-phosphatidylinositol-3-kinase activity.
CGCAAGCACGAGGAGGACAUACAAAUACGUGUUUCAGCCUAACAAGGGGUAUUUGUUUAAAUUUCCUUUAAAUUAUUUUUUUUCCCAUCACAACAAACGUGGGCGGGUUUUUUUCGCGUCAAGGAAGCUCCACUUUUGUCAGACGAUUCCUUGGCUGCUGCACCUGCGAGGCAAAGCUCAGCCUCUCUCAGUCGGAGUGCACGUUUUCGCGCACACACGCACUUUUCUGGUGUACCUGGUCCUUCGGAGCUCUGUGUAACACCUCCCAGAUCUGGAUCAUGUCCACGAUGCCAGUCCAGCCACCAUCGUCUCCGUGACAAGCCGAAGACAGGGACAGAUGGCCGGUGUGGGGACUGACAGUGUGGUAUGGUAAAUGAGAGGCUGUCGUCACCAUGCCCCCGGGGAAGUAUGGGAUGCAGGCAGAGUGGGAGCUGGAGGGCAACCAAGGGGUCAGGAUGGACUUCCUGCUGCCAACUGGCAUCUACCUCACGUUCCCAGUGUCUCAUAAGGAUACCAUCAGCAGUAUCAAGAAGAUGGUUUGGAAAAAUGCCAGAGGAGAAGCACUGUUCACAGCGCUGGGCCAUCCUGAUGCGUAUGUUUUCACCUGCAUCAACCAGACGGGCGAGAGGGAGGAGCUGGAGGAUGAAUCGAGGCGUAUAAGCGACGUGCGGCCCUUCAUGGGUGUUUUGAGACUGGUGGCCAGGGAGGGCGACCGUGUGGAGAAACUUACCAACACUCAAAUCAGCCUGUUGAUCGGGAAAGGUCUGCACGAGUUUGAGGCCCAGAAGAACCACGAGGUGAACGAAUUCCGGACCAAGAUGAGAGCCUUUUGCGAAGAAAAGGCUCAGAGGCGUCAGAUGUCUCCAUGGCAACAGUGGCUUGAGUACACUUUCCCAUGCGACCUCGAGCCAUGCUGCUCUCUGCCUAUGUGUGGCAAGUCACAAAACACCAAGAUCUUCAUCAACGUCAAGUUUGAGGCUUGUGAUGAAAGCUUCAUGGUGCAGCAGGAGCAACAAGACCUGCCACUCGCUCUGAUGAGGAGCGCCCUGAAGAAGAAAGCCACUGUCUUUCGCUCGGUGCGACAAGAACCUGAGGACUACACGUUACAGGUCAACGGGAGGUGGGAAUUCAUCUACGGGAAACAGCCCCUCUGCCAGUUUAAAUACAUCUUCAUCUGUUUGCGGAAUGGCCAAAAUCCCCACCUCACCAUGGUGCACCACUCAACCAUCAGCAAAUACCAAGAGGAGCAUGGAAGAAUGUGCAGUCAGAUGUGCAAGAGUCGCUCCGUGUCCAGACCACCUCCUCUGCCCCUGAAGAAGCAAAACACCUCCUCUCUUUGGUCCAUCAACGAGCCCUUCUACAUCCACCUGCUGCAGGGCAGCCGAGUCAAUGCGGAUGAAGGCAUGAAGCUCGUAGUGCAGGCCGGACUCUUUCAUGGCAGUGAGUUGCUCUGUAAGGUGGUCACCAGUUCUGAGGUUGUGGUGUCCUCUGAGCCCAUGUGGGACCAAAAGAUGGAGUUUGACAUAAUCGUGGCGGACCUGCCGCGCAUGAGCCGCCUGUGCUUCGCCCUUUACGCCGUCUUCGACAAGGCCAAGAAGCCACGUGGCACCAAAAAGAAGAAGAAAGCGGAUUGUCCUAUAGCCUGGGUGAACACCAUGGUGUUUGACUACAAAGACCAGCUGAAAACCGGCGAGGUCCUCUUGUCCGCAUGGCCUUCUGUGCCUGAUGAAAAAAGUGAACUAUUGAACUCAAUGGGAACAGUUGAGAAGAAUCCCAAUGUUGACAGUGCGGCUGGUCUUCUCAUCCGCUUCCCAAACAUCAGGUCACAUCCUCUCUACUAUCCUCCUCUUGACAAGAUAAGAGGCAUGGAGACAAAUGGCGAUGCAGCUGCUGCAACCAAAGAAGAGCACAUGAAGCUAAAAGAAAUCAUGGACAACAAAAACUACACAGAGUUCUUUGAGGAUGAGAAGGAGCUGCUGUGGAAACUCCGCACGGAAGUUCGAGACCAUUAUCCGGAAAGUCUUUCCAAGUUGCUCCUCAUCACCAAGUGGAAUAAGAGAGAUGAUGUUGUCCAGAUGGUAAGUCUCCUGAGGAACUGGCCAGAACUCCCUGCUAUUCAUGCCUUGGAGCUGUUAGAUUACAGUUUUCCCGACCCUGCGGUCCGUUCUUUCACCGUCAGAUGCCUCCGCAAGCUAAGUGAUGAUGAGCUGCUUCAGUAUUUAAUCCAGCUGGUCCAGGUCCUGAAGUACGAGUCCUACCUGGACUGUGACCUGACAACGUUCCUCCUUGAGAGAGCCUUAUUCAACAGGAGAAUAGGACACUUUCUCUUUUGGCAUCUCAGGUCGGAGAUCCACGUGGCAUCUGUCAGCUUGAGGUUUGGCCUGAUCCUUGAGGCAUACUGCAGGGGGAACAUCCACCACAUCAAGCUCUUAACCAAACAGAACGAAGCUCAAGGCAAAAUGAAGGUCCUGAGUGACAUUGUCAAAUCAGGGCCACAGAAGAUGAAUGCUGAGGACCUGAAGCUAUGCAUCAGACAGGAGUCGUACACAGAGGCUUUGUCCAACCUGCUGUCGCCGCUCAACCCCAGCAUCAUCCUCGCUGAAAUCUGUUCAGAAAAGUGCAGAUUCAUGGACUCAAAGAUGAAACCGCUCUGGCUGAUGUAUAAGAGUCCCUGGGGUCAAGGAGACAUGGUGGGCAUCAUCUUCAAGAAUGGAGAUGAUCUUCGACAAGACAUGCUGACACUCCAGAUGAUCCAGCUCAUGGAAAACUUAUGGAAAAAAGAAGGUUUGGAUCUAAGAAUGAUUCCAUACGGCUGCUUGUCCACUGGGGACAAGAUGGGCUUCAUUGAGGUGGUGAAGAACUCGGACACCAUCGCCAAUAUCCAGCGAAACAACAGCAACAGUGCCGCCACUGCUGCCUUUAACAAAGAUGCCCUGCUCAACUGGCUCAAAUCCAAGAAUCCGGAAGACAAGCUUGAGCAAGCCAUCGAGGAGUUCACGCUGUCUUGUGCUGGCUACUGUGUAGCUACUUACAUCUUGGGCAUUGGGGACCGUCACAAUGACAACAUUAUGAUCAGGGAAACAGGACAGCUCUUUCACAUCGACUUUGGACAUUUUCUGGGCAACUUCAAGCGCAAACUGGGCAUCAACAGGGAACGUGUGCCUUUCAUUUUGACAUAUGACUUUGUCCAUGUGAUCCAACAAGGACGGACAAACAACAGUGAGAAGUUUGAGAGGUUCAGGGAGUACUGCGAGCGGGCCUAUAAGAUCCUAUGUAGGAACGGUACGCUGUUUGUCAACCUCUUUGCAAUGAUGAAGGCAGCUGGGCUGCCUGAGCUCACUUCCUUCAAGGAUAUUCAGUACCUAAAGGACUCUUUAGCUUUGGGUAAAUCAGAGGAUGAGGCACUGAAGAAUUUUAAAGUGAAGUUCAAUGAGGCACUGCGUGAAAGCUGGAAGACCAAGGUCAACUGGAUGAUGCACUCUCUGGCCAAAGAUAACAGACCGUAAAGGACACCCAAGGACAGUUAAGAUACAAUCAAAUGGUUGGAAAAGGAAAGGAAAAAUACAAUCCAAUGGCAUUCACCAGUUGUUUACACGUGAUUACGACUGUUUGUACGACGUAACGUCUCAACUGUAUGCAACCAAAGACAAUGCAAUCAUCAUGGAGACAAGUUGUAAUACACCAAUGGUACUUCUACUUGAAAACUAUGGAUUUAUGAAAAAGGUCAAGAUCUACUGGAAUAUAGGUCAAAUACACACAUUAUUGAUGAUGGAUUACAAAAAUGGGUCAGAUAUAUUUUUAUUGUACUGUAUUGUAUUGUAUUUAAUGUUAAAUACUUGUACAAACAUAUUUUUAGUUUUAGAGCUACGGUAUAUCAUUUCAUAUUGCCUUUGCAGUGCCGGUGCGCUAAGAAGUGAUAAAUACUAUUUAAGUGAUUAAUGAAGAACUGAGGCUUUUAAUUUAUGCAAAUCAAACUACAUUACAAGUCACAACAUGUUAGCUUCAUGAAACAAUUGCUAAAAACAUUUUAUUCUCAGGUGCUGAAAAAAGUUUAAUUGCAUUGAGAUUGGGACAAAGCGUGAUACUUAUACUGUACAGUCCAAACAAACCAGCGGUGUGGAAAAUACUAUUUCAUUAUAAUUGUGCAUUUCCUGCUGUAUGAUCAUGUAUUGCUAAUUCUAUUGCAUUUUUAUGACUGAUGUGCCAGAUGCCGUUACAGAGAUUACUUGUCUGUAUUUCAUUGUUUGACUAUCUAACCCAGUGCAAAAUUGUGUUAUUUAAUUUGAUGGUGUAUGUUUUAAUUAAUUUAUAGAGUUUCUACCUUACCAUUCAUUAUUAUUUCUAAGUGUGGUUAGCAUUUUGGCCUCACAGUCAACCACAGUCUCCAACCUCCCUUUGAGCAUUACAGUGUAGAGUUUGUAUGUUCUCCUCGUGCGUGCGUGGGUUUUCUCCGGCUACUCUGGGUUCAUCCCACAUCCCAAAAACAUGAAUGUUAGGUUGAAUGGAAACUCUAAAUUGUAUGAAUGUGAGUGACGAUGGUUGUUUGUCUAUAGUAUAGACUUCAUAUGGUGACCAGUCCAGGGUGUACACCACCUCUGGCCUAAAGUCAGCUGGGAAAGGCUUCAGCUCACCUGUGACCCUCAUGAGGGCAAGCGGUAUAAAAGGAAAUAAUUAAUGAAUGUUCAUUCUUAAUAUGCAGAAUGAACACAACCUUAAGUGUUUGCAUUGAUUUUCAGCAUAAUUACCAGCGAUAAUCCUCCCGUUCCACUAAAAACGAAGGACCCAUUUCAUUUUUGUUUAUUUAAAUAUCAUCCAUCCAUUUUCUAUGCCGCAUAUCCUCAGUAGGGUCGCGGGUAUGCUGGAGCCUAUCCCAGCUGACUUCGGGCGAGAGGCGGGGUACAUCGCCAGUCAAUCGCAGGGCACAUAUAGACAAACAACCAUUCACUCUCACAUUCAUGGA